Messenger RNA from Syngnathus typhle (broad-nosed pipefish), 2724 nucleotides. Its product is annotated as solute carrier family 23 member 1. Gene Ontology annotation, cellular component: membrane. Bases 113 to 1933 code for a protein of 606 amino acids. Gene Ontology annotation, biological process: transmembrane transport. The record is from RefSeq and is a predicted model, not a curated record. NCBI's taxonomy places the organism in Eukaryota, Metazoa, Chordata, Actinopteri, Syngnathiformes, Syngnathidae. Gene Ontology annotation, molecular function: transmembrane transporter activity. The transcript is spliced from 12 exons.
UGUGACUCGACUGUGAGCUUCAGUUGCCGUGGCGACCCAUCGUCUUAGUCCUGCACUUUUUUCUUUUCCCCACUACUCUUGCUUUGGUAUUUGUUGAUUGUGCGCCUGCGGCAUGCACCUCACCGUCAAGGAGGAGCGGCCGGAGCUGGGUCUGAAGGAGUUGGGAGCUGACAAUCCAGCUUUUGGGGGCAAAGAUGUUGACGAACAGCCGGCGGUGGACGCGGAGGUCCGGCAGGAGAGGGCCAACGCGGCCGCCGACCUGGUCUACGCUCUCAACGACCGGCCGCCCUGGUACCUCUGCAUUCUGCUGGGAUUCCAGCACUACGUCCUGGCGUUCGGCGGCAUCAUCGCCAUCCCGCUCAUCCUGGCCGAGCCGCUCUGCAUCGGCGACAACAACGUGGCUAAAAGCCAGCUCAUCUGCACCAUCUUCUUUGUGUCCGGACUCAGCACACUGCUUCAGACGGGGAUUGGGAUCAGACUGCCAAUUCUCCAGGGCGGGACCUUCAGUUUCAUCACUCCGACCUUGGCCAUCCUUGCGCUGCCCAAGUGGCAGUGUCCCACUUCGCAAAAGCCCGCCAUGUUGUCUGCGCACAAUGGCAGCAGUCCAUUGCAGAUAGUGGACAACGGCGACGAAGUGUGGAUGUCGAGAAUGCGCGAGAUCCAAGGAGCUAUCUUGGUGUCGUCGCUUGUCCAGAUCACGCUGGGCUUCACUGGCCUGGUGGGCUUUGUGCUCCGAUAUAUUGGACCGCUGGCUAUCGCGCCCACCAUCAACCUCAUCGGUCUGUCACUGUUCACUGAGGCCGGCAAGAAGUCAGGCGGCCACUGGGGGAUCGCUGCUCUCACGGUGUGCCUCAUCCUGCUGUUCUCGCAGUACCUGAGCAGAGUGGACGUCCCGCUUAUUGCCUACAAGGACAAGAAAUGGAAAGUGUUCCACUACCCUCUCUUCAAGCUCUUCUCGGCCUUGUUCGGAAUGUGUGGCGGCUGGCUGGUUUGUUUCCUGCUGACCGUCUUCGAUGUGCUGCCAUCCAAGUCGGAUAAGUACGGUUACGCAGCGAGGACCGACAUUAAUCUGGAUGCUGUUGCCAACUCGCCCUGGUUCCACAUUCCCUACCCAGGUCAAUGGGGCUUGCCCACUGUCAGCGUGUCAUCAGUGCUCGGCAUGAUGGCGGGCGUUUUGGCAUCCACCAUGGAGUCCAUUGGUGACUACUACGCUUGCGCCCGGCUGUCGGGCGCGCCGCCGCCACCGACCCACGCCAUCAACCGCGGCAUUGCCGUUGAAGGCAUCGGUUGCAUCCUGGCUGGUCUGUGGGGGACGGGCAAUGGGACUACCUCCUAUAGCCAGAACAUCGCUGCACUUGGCAUCACCAAGGUUGGGAGCAGACUGGUGCUCCAGACAACUGGAAUUCUUAUGAUUGUCCUGGGAAUCUUUGGGAAGUUUGGAGCCGUCUUCAUUACCAUCCCGGAUCCGGUUAUCGGGGGCAUGUUUCUGAUUAUGUUUGGAAUGAUCGCCGCCGUUGGGAUUUCGAACCUGCAGUAUGUGGAUCUUAACUCAUCUCGUAACCUGCUCAUCCUUGGCUUCUCCACGUUCAGCGGUCUUGUGUUGCCCACAUGGUUUCACUCCAACCCGGGAAUCAUCGACACAGGAAUCAAAGAGCUAGACCAGAUCAUCGUGGUGCUCUUCACGACACACAUGUUCAUCGGAGGCUUCUUUGGUUUCAUCCUGGACAACACCAUUCCAGGGAGCGCCGAGGAGCGAGGUCUCCGCAAGUGGCAGCACGCGGAAACCAAGGAAAGUCAAGCCACGUGCGACCAGUCAUGCUACGACAUUCCCUUCUGCAACGUCAUUUGGCAACGCUUCCGCUUCUUCCGUUACGUGCCCUUCCUACCGUCAUACAAGAGAGGUCAACGGGAAACGCCGGACGCCUUGCCGUGACGCUCUCCUUUUUCCUCGGUGCAUUUUACACUCAACACGAGCGCAAACAGUGCAACAAAAUGGAGGUUAUUACGUUUCAGUGAUAGCAGAAAGAGAUAGUAAGCGGCGUAUUUCCGAAAAUAGUGGCAAAAGUUUCCGUUUUGUUUUUAACUCAACUGCAAGGGGAGGGAGGUGUCUGGUGGUCAAGUGUUGCUGUUUUGGUUAGCAACAAGUUCUUUUCUAUGUCUUGCUGAAAGUUUUAUACUAUGUAUGUACAGUGCGUCACUAUGAUGCCAGGUUUGUGGCAUCAGUCAAAAAAAACUUAAGGUGGUAAAAAAAUACUUGGCGUUGCAAUUACUGCCAGAGAUGAACUAACAAAGUUUUGUGCAAAGGCUGUGAAUACUUACUGUAUGUAUACAUGUGAUUUCAGUUUAGUUUUUUUUUUUUUUUCCCCUCUUACUUUUUUCAGUUUUUCUUUAUGGGGUGUUGCGUGUAGAAUUUUGAGCUGCAAAUGAUUUCCACAUUCACCGUAUGAGGAGAAGGCCACUAUUUGAGGAACUACGGUAAAUUGAAGACAGUUUUCAAUAAUGUUUCUAUUUUUUUUACAGAAAAACAUAUAGAUAAUAUAAUGGUUGUUUUAGAAGUGAUUGCUUUAUACUAACAAAAUAUCAACCAGUCCACAUGAUGGAUUUGCUAGCAAAAUAAAAUAAAAACAAAUCUUAUUUCUGUAUAGAUUUGGAUUACCAUUCUUUUCCAUUUUCUACACUGAUGUUAGAUGUACGAAACUGUGUCAAUAAAUAACUUUGAAAAGA